This is a messenger RNA of Microtus oregoni (creeping vole), 1551 nucleotides long. Its product is annotated as endogenous retrovirus group K member 10 Gag polyprotein-like. Gene Ontology annotation, molecular function: zinc ion binding; nucleic acid binding; structural molecule activity. Gene Ontology annotation, biological process: viral process. The record is from RefSeq and is a predicted model, not a curated record. NCBI's taxonomy places the organism in Eukaryota, Metazoa, Chordata, Mammalia, Rodentia, Cricetidae. The transcript has 2 exons.
AUGGGCUCCUCACAGUCUGUCAUUAUGGCCUUAGAGUCGGUGCUGAAGCAAAGAGAUAUAAAGAUCGCUCAUCCGACACUGAAAAAUUUUGUUAAGGAAAUCGAUCGGGUAGCUCCUUGGUACGUCUGCUCCGGAUCUUUGACUCAUGCCUCAUGGAAUAAAUUGGGUAGAGACCUCGAUAAAAAACGAGUCGAAGGAGACCUAAGACAAGGGACCAAGGCCAUCUGGAAACUUGUUAAGAACUGUUUGGAGGAUGAAGCCUGUCAGGCGGUCGUAGCUGAAGGACGAGGUGUCUUAGAAGAAGUUCAGGAUAGCAUGUCAGAAACUGAGCGUAGUGAGAGGUUGGGCGCGCGCAAGAAAAAAACAGUCCCAGUCAAGGAAAAUAGCCCCCCCCCCGCUCCAUGUGGCCCCUUCACCGGUGGCCCCUUCGGCGCCCCCCCCCCUUACGAGAUGCGCCCGAAGGCCUUCUCCUUCCUCCCAGAAAAGGUAAAGAGAAAGCUACGCCUCGCCUACCCUGUCUUUGAAGGAGCAGAGGGAGGACGGGUGCACGCACCUGUAGAGUACAAUCAGAUAAAAGAAUUGGCAGAGUCAGUCUGAAAAUAUGGAGUAACAGCUAAUUUCACUCUAGCUCAAGUGGAUAGACUGGCUAUGACUGCCAUGACCCCAGCUGACUGGCAGACGGUUACAAAGGCAUCACUUGUCAGCAUGGGCCAAUAUUUGGAAUGGAAAGCCCUUUGGCAUGAGGCAGCUCAGGAGCAGGCCAGGGCUAAUGCUAUGGCCUUGACUCCAGAACAGCAACAAUGGACGUUCGAUCUCUUGACUGGCCAAGGGCGGUUUGCCGUCAAUCAAACAGAUUAUCAUUGGGGUGCAUAUCGGCAAAUUGCUGAUACAGCCAUUAGGGCUUGGAAAGCACUUUCCAGAAAAGGAGAAGUAAAUAACCAACUCACUAAGAUUAUUCAAGGAAUCCAGGAGCCUUUUUCAGAUUUCGUGGCACGAAUGACAGAGGCGGCAGGGCGCAUUUUUGGCAACCCUGAAACAGCCGCGCCUCUUAUUGAGCAACUUAUUUUUGAGCAGGCCACCCAAGAAUGUUGCGCGGCUAUAGCCCCUAGAAAAAAUAAAGGGCUACAAGAUUGGCUUAGAGUUUGUAGGGAACUUGGAGGACCUCUUACCAAUGCAGGACUGGCCGCAGCUAUUUUACAAUCUCAGAAGCGCCCCUUUAAGGGGCCUGGUAAAAGAGUCUGUUUUAAAUGUGGAAAGCCGGGACACCUAAAAAAGGACUGCAAGUCAACAGAGAGGGCUCCCCCUACUCUUUGUUCCCGUUGUGGCAAAGGCUACCACAAGGCUGAGCUAUGUCGCUCGGUGAGAGAUAUAAAGGGCAGAAUCCUCCCCCCACUAGAGACAUCUGAUAAUGAAAAUCCAAAAAACGGGAUAGUGGGCCCCCGGUCCCAGGGCCCACAAAAAUAUGGGAACAGAUUCAUCAAGGCGACCGACGAGGUCUCUCCAGGGAUGGAGCAAGAAUGGACUUGCACGCCUCCUCCGACUUCUUACUAA